AUGCCGGAGGACAGUGUUGUACAGGUGGUCUUGACAGCCCAGGCGCUGAGAAGGAGAGGAAGAGAGGGACUCAAAUGUCAUCACUGUCAGCACUGUGACAAAUCCUUCACAAAAUCUGGAAAUUUGAAGAUUCAUCAGAGAGUUCACACUGGAGAGAAACCGUACAGCUGUGACCAGUGUGGAAAAGCUUUCACUACAUCAGGUGACCUAAAAAUCCACCAACGUGUUCACACUGGAGAGAAACCGUACAGCUGUAACCAGUGUGGGAAAACGUUCACUCAAUCAGGUGACCUAAAAAAGCACCAACGUGUUCACACUGGAGAGAAACCAUACUGCUGUGAACAGUGUGGAAAAACCUUUGCUCGGUCAGGUACCCUAAAAAUCCACCAACGAGUUCACACCGGCGAGAAACUGUACAGCUGUGACCAGUGUGGGAAAACGUUCAUUACUGCAGGUCAACUAAAAAUUCACCAACGUGUUCACACUGGAGAAAAACCAUACCGGUGUGAACAGUGUGGAAAAACCUUUGCUCGAUCAGGUACCCUAAAAAUCCACCAACGUGUUCACACUGGAGAGAAACCGCACUGGUGUGAACAGUGUGGGAAAACCUUCACUCGAUCAGGUACCCUAGAAAAGCACCAACGUGUUCACACUGGAGAGAAACCGUACUGCUGUGAACAGUGUGGGAAAGCUUUCACUACACCAGGUUACCUAAAAAUCCACCAACGUGUUCACACGGGAGAGAAACCGUACUGGUGUGACCAGUGUGGAAAAACUUUCACUCAGUCAAAUAACCUAAAACUCCACCAACGUGUUCACACUGGAGAGAAACUGCACAGCUGUGAACAGUGUGGGAAAACUUUCAGGACAUCAUGGGAAGUACUAAUCCACCAACGUGUUCACACUGGAGAGACGCCGUACUGGUGUGAACAGUGUGGGAAAACUUUCAAGACAUCAGGUGCCCUAAAAACCCACCAACGUGUUCACACUGGAGAAAAACCGUAUUGGUGUGAACAGUGUGGGAAAACUUUUGCUCAAUCAGGUGCCCUAAAAAAGCACCAACGUGUUCACACUGGAGAGAAACCGUACAGGUGUGAACAGUGUGGGAAAACUUUCACUAUGUCAGGUAACCUAAAAAAGCACCAACGUGUUCACACUGGAGAGAAACCGUACUGCUGUGAACAGUGUGGGAAAACUUUCACUACACCAAGUUACCUAAAAAUCCACCACCGUGUUCACACGGGAGAGAAACCGUACUGGUGUGACCAGUGUGGAAAAGCUUUCACUCAAUCAAAUAACCUAAAACUCCACCAACGUGUUCACACUGGAGAGAAACUGCACAGCUGUGAACAGUGUGGGAAAACUUUCAGGACAUCAGGUAACCUAAAAACCCACCAACGUCUUCACAUUGGAGAAAAACCGUACGGUUGUGGCAUGUGUGGCAAAUUUUACACACACAGUAAAAUCCUUAAAAGACACAAAUGCAUUGACAAAGCAUCAUUGUGCCACGAGAUCACGCCACCCUCCCUCACCCCUCUGCUGGAGGGAGGGUCCUGGAAGAAAAAACAACGAGCAGCGCAUGCGCACUGUCAGCUCAGCGCACGGAGAGACAAGAUGGCGGCAGUAACGUCGACGAGCUCCGGACAGAAAGUUUCUGCUAACUGCGAGCCGGACCCGGACCCGGACCCGGACAGCCGGGAAGUCAGCACCCGGGAACGGAGAGGAAGAGAUGGACUCAAACGUCACUGCUGUCAGCACUGUGAAAAAUCCUUCACAACAUCGAAGAAUUUAAAAAUGCAUCAGCGUGUUCACACUAGAGAGAAACCAUACAGUUGUGAACAGUGUGGAAAAGCUUUCACUACAUCAAAUGAACUUAAAAUUCACCAACGUGUUCACACAGGAGAGAGACUGCAUAGCUGUGGCCAGUGUGGGAAAGCUUUCGCUCUAUCAGGUGACCUACAAAAGCACCGUCGCAUCCACACUGGAGAGAAACCAUACUGGUGUGAACAGUGUGGGAAAACUUUCAUUUCAUCAACUAAACUACAAAGUCACUGUCGUGUUCACACUGGGGAGAAACCAUACAGCUGUGGCCAAUGUGGGAAAGCGUUCACUCAGUCUAGUAGUCUAAAAUGUCACCAACGUAUUCACACUGGAGAGACACCAUACAGUUGUGACCAAUGUGAGAAAGCUUUCACUUCAUCAGGUAGUCUAAAAUACCACCAACGUGUUCACACAGGAGAGAGACCGCAUAGCUGUGGCCAGUGUGGGAAAACUUUCGCUAGAUCAAGUGGGUUAAAAACCCAUCUACUUGUUCACACUAGAGAGAGACCAUACAGCUGUGACCAGUGUGGGAAAGCUUUUCCCCAUUUGGGUACUCUAAAAAAACACCAACGUGUUCACACUGGAGUGAAACCAUACUGGUGUGAACAGUGUGGGAAAACUUUCACUGGAUCGAGUGCACUAAAAAUGCAUCAGCGUGUUCACACUAGAGAGAAAUCGUACAGUUGUGACCAGUGUGGAAAAGCUUUCACUACAUCAUAUGAACUUAAAAUUCACCGUCGUGUUCACACUGGAGAGAAACCAUACUGGUGUGAACAGUGUGGGAAAACUUUCACUGGAUCGAGUGCACUAAAAAUGCAUCAGCGUGUUCACACUAGAGAGAAAUCGUACAGCUGUGACCUGUGUGGGAAAGCAUUCGCUCUAUCGGGUGACCUACAAAAGCACCGUCGUAUCCACACUGGAGAGAAACCAUACUGGUGUGAACAGUGUGGGAAAACUUUCAUUUCAUCAGCUAAACUACAAAGUCACUGUCGUGUUCACACUGGGGAGAAACCGUACAGCUGUGGCCAAUGUGGGAAAGCUUUCACUCAGUCAGGUAGUCUAAAAUGCCACCAACGUAUUCACACUGGAGAGACACCGUACAGCUGUGACCAAUGUGAGAAAGCUUUCACUUCAUCAGGUAGUCUAAAAUACCACCAACGUAUUCACACUGGAGAGAAACCGUACAGCUGUGACCAAUGUGAGAAAGCUUUCACUACAUCAAGUAGUCUAAAAUACCACCAACAUGUUCACACUGGAGGGAAACCACACAGCUGUGACCAGUGUGGGAAAGGUUUCAUUAUAUCAGGUGAACUAAACAUUCACCGUCGUGUUCACACUGGAGAGAGACCAUACUGGUGUGAACAGUGUGGAAAAACAUUUAUUCACAGUAAAUCCCUUAAUUUCCAUCAACGCAGUCACACUGCAUUGUUAUGAAUAGUUUUCAAAGCCAAGCUAGCUGGUUCCUCCUGCCUCCUCCUAAUGCCCUGAUAGCUGUGGUGUGUUAUAUUCUGAGCUUUUCUACAAACUGAGAGAUAGACAAUAGUGACUUUAAAUUCUGAGCAGCAUGUAUGUUACUGUGGUUACAACUACAUACUGGCCUUCUGUAAUCUAACACUAUGUAGCCAUGAGUUCACACCACCCAGAAGUGGUCCAGAGUCGGGCUGUUUUUUUUCUACUGAUACUGUCUGUUUCAAUGAUUUUCACUUCACUUCAAAUUAACUUUUACUAUGAUUUCAUAAACUAUUGUCAAAGAAUAA
Molecule: messenger RNA, 3578 nt
Organism: Micropterus salmoides (largemouth bass)
Lineage: Eukaryota; Metazoa; Chordata; Actinopteri; Centrarchiformes; Centrarchidae
Product: zinc finger protein 208-like
Exons: 5
Coding region: 1-3255 (1084 amino acids)
Source: RefSeq, a predicted model, not a curated record